AUGGAAAACAGUUUUACUAUCGGUUCAUUUAAAACACACAGUUUCAUUCUGAAUGACAAGAUGGAAGUACUAAAACGUAAAUCCAAUGGUGUUUCGUUUACCAACGGACACGGACAGAAGAAGAAGAAAAAAGUUGAAUAUGCUGAAGAACAAGAUGUUGAAACGGCGUAUUUCGAAUCCGAAAUCACUUUUCAUUCAACUGUAACUAAAAUGAAAGUCAGUGCAUUGCUGAAUGAAGUAACAUUAAAAGAAAGUCAACGUCAUGAAAUCAAUCAAUUUAUUGACGAAGUUUCAAAUGAACUCAAAUCGAUUCCUCAGGGCAAAGUUCGAGAAUUCUCAAAGAUGUCGGAAUGGUUAGACAAAUUCAAUAUUAAGAUACCAUUAUCCUAUGCGAAAAUGGAAAAGUCAUUUCAAUUCUUUCCACCAACAGUCAUCGAGUCGAUUGGUUCUUAUACAUACGAUGGUUUCAUAGUCAAAUCAUCGAAUAAACUCUCGACUAUCAUCGAUCUUCUGGUGGAAAUUCCGCGUAUAUGUAUUCAUAAAAGAGAUUAUCUCAAUAAUGAAUACAUAGGAAAACGAGCUAUCUAUCUGUGCUAUUUAGCAAAAAAACUCAAGCACUCAUUAGAAUUCGCACAUUUGAAUGAUACAACAAACAAUCACGCUGUUCUAUUAGUCAAACCGAAAGAAUCAUCGACAUUUGCUAUUCGAAUAAUACUUGCACCAGAGCAGAACUCUUUCAAAGAAAAACGCUUCUUACCAACAUCGAGUAAUCUUCGUUGGAAUUGGUUUGCUGGCGAUGGAAAAGAAGAAAAUGAACCGUUCUAUCCGACGCCGAACUACAAUUCGUCGAUUCUGUUCGAUUGCCGUUGUCGAGAAACAUCGGAAUAUUUGAAGAAAAUCUUUUCUUCGUCGAAAGAAUUAUGUAAUGGAUUGAAAUUAUUCAAAAUCUGGCUUGAACAACGACAAUUAUCCCAUGACUUCGGCUCGUUUGAAGGUGGAAUGUCAGCAUUUCUACUCGCUUAUUUACUACAAACGAAUAAACUCACUCGACAAAUGAAUAGUUAUCAAGUUUUUCGUAUUGUUCUAGUGGCAUUAAUGGAAAACAACUUUCUACCAAUUGAUAAUCGUUCAUUAUCAAACGAAAAACCUGCUGAAAAUAUCUUUAACAACGACGACUGUGUCUUGACCGAUCAGUCUGGAUUGCUCAAUGUUUUUCAUACAUUAACGCGAGCAAAUUACAAACGAUUACAAUACGAAGCACGAAUAUCCUUGAACUCGUUCAAUGAUCCAGUCAUCGAUCAUUUUCAAACUCUUUUCAUGACAUCGAUGAAACCAAUCUACAGUAUGGACGCAACUAUUCAGAUCUCUUCUAUUGAUCAAUAUGAUAAACUUCUUGAAGGAAAAUCAACGAAAAAUCAACUAUUAAUGGAUAAUCUGAAUAAUAAGCAUUUUCUUCUCUGCCAACAAGUUCUUCAUCUCCUUGAAAAUGGUCUUAAAGAACGUAUCAGUUUACUUUGCCCUUUACCAUCACUAGUAAAAACCUGGCCAAUCAAUGAACCGGUACCGGCAAGAACAUCGAUCACGUUCGGAGUGAUUUUCUCUGAUCAAUACGAUUUGUCGGUACUCAAAGGACCAGAGAAUGAAACGAAAGAGGCCGCAACAUUUCGAAAACUAUGGACCGAACGAUCCGAACUGCGUCGUUUUCCUGAUGGUUCAAUCCUUGAGUCUGUUGUUUGGAAUGUCGAAACUGCGAAAGAUAAACGAUUGAUCUGGAUGGACGCAACUCGUUAUCUUUUGGAAAUACAAGCUGGUAUAUCUCCAACUCAUAUUGAAUUUGUUUACAACGAUCAACUUCCAUCAAGUCUACUGUCAAUUCCAGCUCGUCUUUUUCCAUCGUAUGGGACAGGUGAUGAACAACAUAUCUAUCUUUGUCGUGAAUUCGUUGAACUAUCCAAACAAAUUCGCACGUUAAACAAUGAACUACCUCUGAAAAUCAAUAAUAUCGUUGGUGUUGACGAAACAUUUCGUUAUACAAAUGUCUUUCCACCUUUACCAUCCGUAUUUCUAACUGAUUUGCAUAAAAUUCGUUCGAUUGAACAUACUACUCAGGCAUUAAUUCCUCGUUCAACCUCACGGUAUGCACCACCGUUCAGUCCAUCAUUAGCUAUUUUAUGUCAGUUGGAAAAGACCAGUUCAAAUGAUCGCGAUUUUGAAACUUUGGAACGUAUCAAACACUCGAAGAUACUCUACUACAUUCAACUAGCAAAACUGUUACAGCAACAAUUUCAUUUGACCUGUCGGGCAACGACCGAUUGUGUUUAUAUUGAAAAAAAUCAUUACAUCUAUCGAUUAGUUAUAUCGUACCAUAAAGAGAUCUAUUUGAUCGAAAGUGCAGCGGGAAAAAAGGAUGGUCUGGCACGAACAAUAAAGAAAACGGAUUUAUCGAAGAAAUUGAGAUUUGAUACAGAAUAUUUACCGAAGAUUCAUGCAGCUAUCUAUGGUGUUAGUCAACAAUUUGCUCAUUAUCAAUUAGUAUCACGUUUGUUUAAACGAUGGCUUUCAUCUCAACUGCUUCUACACCAUUUUGAAAGCAUCAAUGCCGACUUAAUUUGCUGUUAUGUUUUUCUUCAUUCAGCUCCGUUCGAACCACCAAAAUCAAUGCUAACCGGUUUUAGUCGUGUUCUUCGUCUACUUCGUGAUUUUGAUUGGAUCAAUGAACCGUUAAUUAUUAAUUUUAACCACGAAUUGACAAAAGAUCAAGUGUUUCAGAUGCAAGCACAAUUCAAAACGGAACGAUCAUCUCUACCGGCUCUGUGCAUAAUGCCAUCCGUAGCAUUUCACGAGAGUACGAAACCAAGCGUUCCAGUCAUGAAACGUGUCAUACAACUAGCCAAGGAAGCAUUGAAUCAUCUGGAAACAAAUAAUAGUGAAUCGAUUAAAUUUCUAUUUCGACCAAGUCUCACUUCGUAUGAUGUCAUCAUUAUGUUGGAUCCACUUCAAUGUCCACGUGCCUAUCAAGCUAUCGAUCAUGUAUCAACAGAAGUAACAUAUACAACGCGCACGAAAGGAUCCGAUGUGAAUAAUCAACAGAAUAAAUUGUUAUCUGUUGUUGAUUAUGAUCCAGCACAGUUGUUUGUUACCGAAUUACGAGCCGCCUAUAAUGAACAAGCGGAAUUCUUUCAUGAUGAAUUCGGUGGUCUCAUGGUUUGUGUACUAUGGAAACCAUCGAAAACGACAAGCAAUGGUCAUCCUAAUAUCGAUUAUGUUCAAAUAAUCGACCAAUGGAAAUCAUUAGGAACAGGAAUUAUCAAAGAGAUUCGUACUUUUCCUGAACGUUGGUGUUAA
Adineta ricciae is the source of this 3345-nucleotide messenger RNA. The record is from the annotation of a GenBank genome assembly. NCBI's taxonomy places the organism in Eukaryota, Metazoa, Rotifera, Eurotatoria, Adinetida, Adinetidae.